Messenger RNA from Fonsecaea nubica, 4341 nucleotides. RefSeq lists its product as hypothetical. Gene Ontology annotation, biological process: positive regulation of transcription by RNA polymerase I; positive regulation of rRNA processing. Bases 1 to 4341 code for a protein of 1446 amino acids. Gene Ontology annotation, molecular function: protein binding; RNA binding. NCBI's taxonomy places the organism in Eukaryota, Fungi, Ascomycota, Eurotiomycetes, Chaetothyriales, Herpotrichiellaceae. The record is from RefSeq and is a predicted model, not a curated record. The transcript has 4 exons. Gene Ontology annotation, cellular component: nucleolus.
AUGGCAAUCCUCGGAGACGACGGGCAUACACCCAACGGUGCGCACGCGGAGGUUUCCGACAAUGAGCCGGUAGCUGUGGCUCCCGAGGUGCCAGCGAUGCUCCAUGUGCAUGAUCUGCCCCAGCUUCAUCAGAAGCCAUCAGCAACCACGCUCCUUCGCGCCUUGGAUCUUCUCGUUGCAGAGCCAUCGAGCUUUUCGCCUUUAGCAAAAACCAGGCGUCCCGAAGUAAGCGAGCAGGGGGUUUCAAGAUAUCUUACCUCGAUUGUCUCCUCGGGCCUGAAUUGGAUUGGGGACGAAGAUCAAAAGGAUGCAAUAUGGGGCGCUGCAAGUGCCCGCCUCAGCGAACGUUCGGGCAGAAGUGCAAUGCCUGCCAUGACGCGCUCGUUCGAGAUUUGUACCGACAUCACGGUUAAUUUGCACGAGCCUACCUUGACAGAAGACAAUCUUGGGCUCAAGACCUGGACCUCAUCGGUCUUGCUGUCACGCCGACUCCAAGAUUGUCGUAGAUAUCUUCCAACCGAACCCACUCGAGUGUUGGAGCUAGGCGCGGGCACUGGUUUGAUCCUACCAAAUCUUCGAGGAAAUCUUGAGCAAAACCAGGAAUUGAUCACAAGGAGUGGUGGGAGCACUGAGUCACGGGCACUUGACUGGGUUGAUGAGAUGGACACGCCAAAACGUGACGAAGACAAGUUCAUGGUCAUUGUGGCGGCCGAUUCUAUCUAUGCUCCCGAACACCCUAAGAUGCUUGUGAAUGCUGUCACUCGCUGGAUCUGCCGUUCGCCAGAGGCCAGAUUCAUCAUUGAACUUCCGUUACGUGAUGGUUAUGACGAGGAGAGACAAAAUUUGCGAAGCAUAUUGCAACAGCACAAGUUUGACUUGGUAUUCGAAGGCACAGAGGUCGGUUUUGACGAUUGGUACCAACAAGAUGGCAGCCCAUCCGAGGUUACAUCAAUUGGAAGCGUGCACCGAUCCUUUGCGUGGUCCGCCAAAGUCUGUCUCAAGAUGUCACAGCCUACAAAGCGAGACGCCGACACUGCCUUCGAAGGCAAUCAUGUCGGCGACUCACAGAAGCCGAAGCGCCAAAGACGAAGAAGGAGCGGGAAAGUCGAGGUCACAGAUACACCGUCACUAUUGAAUGCGACGGCUUCACCUGCGGCGCUGGAAACGACACCCUCUAACGACUUUAAAAAUUCCACUUCCAAGAUCAAGGAUGAAAUCACUCCGGAGACUGCUUCUAGUGGCAGCAAACCGAAGAAGCAGACACCCACAAAGACUCCGACCAAGGGACCUACCUCCAAGGACAACUCAGAAGGAUUGUCACAGAAGGUGAAGGGAGUUGAAGCUGCGCUUAACAAGAGAAGAGACGGAAAACAAAAGGCUCUGACCAAUGCAAAUGAGAACAAAAAGAAGCCUAACUCACUGGGAUCAGAACCUAGCCAUAAACAGUCACAUCCAACAAGCACCGAUGGUGGACAGUCCGAAAAGCCCGAGUCAGAAUCGAAAGUGUUGGUCAACGAACUGACUACCGAGGGGAAAGCUGUGAAGUCUAAGAGGCCAAGGAAACGAAAGGUCACUUUGCUGAAGGAUAGAGAAACAAGCAUUGAGAAUCAAAAGGUGGAACAACUUGCCGGAGAAGACAGAUCAGACCAGAUCGUCAAGAAUAAGCAGAAAAGACAACUGACAAAGCAAAAGUCCAAAGUCGUCGCGCAAUCAAAGACACAAAAGUCGAACCUGAAAGGCAGCGGCUUCAGAUUAUCUUCCGGCAAUGGUGGCAUGUUUAUCGACCAAGAUCCAAUUUUAACUGCUGAUGACCAGUAUCUGAUCCUGCCGACACACUCUGAAAUUCGAGUGUAUUCGACCAAGACAUCCUUGCUGGUUAGAAGCUUCCGAGUUGACAACAGAUCCGAUAUCACCAGCUGCUCUAUAUCGAAGGUCGAUCCGAAGAAGUUGUACGUCUCCACUUCGAAAGGGUUGGUGUCUUUGUGGGAUUGGACGACAGCCGCCGCAAUAGGAAAGUACGAUACUGGGAAUGGAUUGCGGCAAGUAAUUCCACUUUCUCAACAAGAAGAGAAGGAGACGAUUAUUGUCUUGAAAGACGAUGUGCAAGGCCCUAAGCGCCUUGCCGCUUACUCCGUCAACACCUCUCAAGGCAGCUUCACAGAAUCCAAAACUGUGUUGCAGAGGACCAACCUAUCACCAUGCAUUAGAUCUUGCGCAGAUGGAAACGUGCUAUUGGCAUGUGUGGAGGACCAACUCUUAAUCGGUCAUUGUCAAGUUACAACAGAAGGUCAUUCGGAUCCCAGCUACACGUGGAGGGAAAUCACCUUGCCAGGAUUCAUAACGAGCUUUGACGCCCAGGUCAACCCAGGCAAAUCUAAGACGUCACGAAAAGUUCCCUUCCUCGAUGUUGUGGUUGGUCUCAACGAUGGGGUCAUUAUGCUCUAUGAGGAUAUACUCUUCAAACUGAUUGGAAAAGAGAAAAAGAACCAAGCUUCGACAGAUGACAUUGUUGGCCGCAGACUCCAUUGGCAUCGAACGGCCGUCAACACUGUGAAAUGGUCUCGAGAUCGAAACUAUAUUGUCUCUGGUGGCAAUGAGACGGUCCUCGUCAUCUGGCAACUAGACUCGAACCAGAGGCAGUAUUUGCCUCAUCUUUCAACACCAAUUUUGAAUCUCAGCGUCUCAGCCGCAGGGUCUUCCUAUGCUUUACGCCUUAGUGACAAUUCUGUGAUGAUUCUAUCCACGGCCGACCUGCUACCAUCAACGAAUGUAUGCGGCUUGGCUUUGGGGUUAACUCAGAAGAACUCGAGCCUAAUUGUCCCUCACCCAAACAUUCAAGGUCGACUAUUGGCAGCAGUGCCUUCUGAUGCGGCUGCAACAGGACCAUUUCAUGGGCGAUAUGCGACACUGCUACAAGUCUACGAUGUCGAAACAAACGUUCAGGCCGGUCGUCAAGCGCUAACUCGAAACAUGGUCACCGCGUCCAAUGCUGCGCCGACUGGACAGCCAGUGAAGGAACCCACUGUCACGCAUAUCGCAAUCAGCCACGAUGGCAGAUGGUUGGCCACAGUGGAUGAAUGGCAACCCAAUUCACAAGAUCUGGACAGCAUGUACAUCCGUGCCGAUAGACCGGAUCUUCGGCACCAAUCGACCGAAACUAGUCUGAGACUAUGGUUGUGGAAUGAAGAGAACAACAACUUCGAACAGGUGACCAGGGUCGAUGAGCCUCAUACAGCGGGCACAAACUCUGUUCUCGGUAUGUCAUUCGACCCCACGAAAGUGGAACUGGCCACGAUUGGCAGCGAUGCAACCGUUCGCAUCUGGUCGCCCAAGGCGCGUCACCGGAAUGGAGUUUCGGUCAGGAACAAGGCCAACGAGCAGCUUUACACGUGGAGCUGUUCAAGGACGAUCCGAUGCGAUCAUGACACACCCCUCGGGCCCGAAGGCAUCGAAACAAGAGCAACAUCGGCAGCCCUUGCCUAUUCGGACGACGGCUCAGUAGUGGCCGCCGCUUGGUUCUGGCCUGAGACCCGGUCCAAGUUGUCGUUGGAACCUCCUGGAGCCACCUUCAAACCUUCUCGAACUCGCUUCGUGCAUCUCAUCGAUCCAAGCACAGGGAAAAUCGCUUUCUCCGAGCCCUCUCUUCUAUCUAGGACUAGCAGUGCAGCAAAACUCCUUUUUCAUUCACGCUAUCUCAUAUGUCUCUCACAGACUCUUACGAUUCUAGACACAAUUACGAAUCGAUUGGUCUCGUCGCCCAUCCAGCUUGACGAACAAUACGUUCCACCAAGAAGCUGGAGCCCGUUUUACCUUGCGAAGAAUAAAUUCGACGGCACGAUCGCACUGUGUAUUUCGCGUUCUGAAAAGCCGAGGGGGACCAAAUUAGUGCUGUUAAGUUUGUCCGGUGACAGCUCAGGUGGCCCAGGGGUGCAAGUGAAGGUUUUGUAUGAAAGUUCUUUCACGGCAAUGGUCAAGGGACUGCUUGCCCUGACCACGGGGCCGGGAUACUUGGUUAUUGAUGAGAGGAAUCAGUACCGGUUUGUUCGGCCAAGCACCGAGCUAUUCACCAAGUCAGUUGGUGGAGGCAAGGAAACCGAGCAAGUCACCAGGAGUUUGGACAGUAUUUUCGGUCGACAGGGUCUAUUGGGACCAUCAGCCUCUGCCACGCAUGGGGAACUGCCGGCUCUGCCUCCCAGCACUGCAGAUGAACAUGUUGGCGCCAGGGGCGGGCUUGAUGCAGUGCUGAGGUUCCCUUCAUCGGCACAAGUACCUACGCCAACAGAGUUGUUUCAGAGAGUCGUGGGCGUCUUGGCCCAAGGAGGGGAGACCGAGGUGGAAUAA